Ricinus communis (castor bean) is the source of this 1605-nucleotide messenger RNA. RefSeq names its product protein MULTIPLE CHLOROPLAST DIVISION SITE 1. The transcript has 5 exons. Bases 374 to 1399 code for a protein of 341 amino acids. Gene Ontology annotation, biological process: chloroplast fission. The record is from RefSeq and is a predicted model, not a curated record. Lineage: Eukaryota; Viridiplantae; Streptophyta; Magnoliopsida; Malpighiales; Euphorbiaceae. Gene Ontology annotation, cellular component: chloroplast inner membrane; chloroplast.
AAACGAUAAAAUGGAAAAAAGUUCCGGUACUGAACCCGACGUGAAUCGAACACGCAACCUUCUGAUCUGGAGUCAGACGCGCUACCAUUGCGCCACGGAUCCACUGGUGAUACGUUUUCAAUGUGAAUAUCUAUUACCCGAGGAAGAAACAGAGAGACAGGAGAAACGAAAGAUGAGGCCGUUCCAUUGGUAGAAACUGUUGCAGAAGAAGAAAAUAGAACGGUAAUCUUCGAAAGCCAUAGCUAUUAUUUUGUGGUAUAGUAAGUUGAUUACUCUUACUAUUAUCGUUAUCAUCAUUAUUAUGUUAUUUGUAAUCGAAGUCUCACUUGUAGCGUAAGAGAUUUUCCAUCUGCAAAAAUUAAAAAGAAAAAUAAUGACUUCAAUUUGGACGCUUCAAUUUCAUUCUUUGUCUACUCAGCCAUUGAUGUGGAUUUCAAAACCCCGACUUUCUCCUAAAUUUAUGGAAAUUAGGAGAGAAUUCGUACUAUCUCAUUAUCAAAUCAAGUUAAAUCGAUCCUUUACCAAUCCACUGAGAGCCAGUAAAGGCUCAGUCAAUCCGACUGAAGACGAGCAAACUCCGACAGUUUCUUCCCUAGAUAAAUUUCAAGCCAUUAUUUCCACUCUUCCUCCCGUUGUUUUCGUGAGAAGAAGGCAAAGUGGAAGUAAUAUCAUUAUAUGGCUAUGCGUUGCAACUGCAUUUUUGGUGAUUGCUCUGAGAGUAUAUGUUGUGAGAAAGACGAGGUAUAGGCGUCCUCCUGGAUCAGUAGCUGAUCUUGUUAGACGCGGCCAACUGAGAUCCGAUAGAAGAGGCAUUUCAAUGCCUCUGAAAUAUGAUGAUCCAUUCAAUAAUCCGUUGGUUAAGGUUGGUAAGAGCAAUUCCACUGUAGAAAUGUGUGGAAAAGUUUAUCGCUUGGCCCCUGUUACUUUAACCAAAGAGCAACAAGCUAUACAUCAGAAAAGGAGGUCGCGUGCAUACCAGUGGAAGAGGCCUACUAUUUUUCUUAAAGAAGGGGAUUCUAUACCCCCCGAUGUUGAUCCUGACACUGUUAGGUGGAUUCCUGCUAAUCAUCCUUUUGCAACUACAGCCAGUGACAUUGAUGAAGACUUGGCACAAACUAAUGUUUAUCAGAAACAUGGUGUUCCUUUCCGUAUUCAAGCUGAGCAUGAGGCGCUGCAGAGAAAGCUGGAAGCACUACAACAGGAUCAAAAACUCAAUAAACUAGUUAUUGACACUAGCAAUGCUAAAGAUUUUGAAAGACCAUUCAAGUCAAAUCCAAAGUCCAAUGAGCUUGUAGAACAGAGCCCCUUCAACAAUCAAGCCGGCGAACCUAAGCCAUCAAAAUCAAAUUCUAUCCCAAAUUCCUUUAACAGCAGUUCAUCAUCAGAGGAACUUCAAUGAACUAGUUUUUGCAUUUGACAACAUAUUACUGCCAUCCGUCAACUUUGAACUGAACUCUGGGAUUUUUGAGCAUUAGACAAUUCGGGAUAUUGAGAACCGGUGGAGAUUCGAACUUCAAGUUGGCUCACCCCAGUUAUUCAGUUGUAAAAACUUUGAAGUUUGAUGCUGAAUAUAAAUAUAAUGGGUAUAUUUAUUUUGCUUAUAAA